GAAGGGCCCGCCCCUUCCGAGGAGUUUCCCAAAACCCAGCGCGGCAGUCUCAGCCGCGCAAGAUGGCGACUCCCAUGCAUCGGCUCAUAGCUCGGAGACAAGCUGAAGCAAAUAAGCAACAUGUAAGAUGUCAGAAAUGUCUAGAAUUUGGACAUUGGACUUAUGAAUGCACAGGAAAAAGAAAAUACCUACAUAGGCCUUCAAGAACAGCAGAACUAAAGAAAGCUUUAAAAGAAAAAGAAAACAGAUUAUUAUUAUUACAACAAAGCAUUGGAGAAACUAAUGUAGAAAGAAAGACGAAGAAAAAAAGGUCUAAGAGCGUAACCAGUUCCAGUAGCAACAGCAGUGACAGCUCAGCCAGUGAUUCUUCAUCCGAGAGUGAAGAAACAUCUACCUCAUCCUCCUCUGAGGACAGUGACACCGAUGACAGCUCCUCCAGUUCCUCAUCCUCAUCCUCCUCCACGAGCUCUUCCUCGUCCUCUGAGUCAGAUUCGGAUUCCAGCUCUUCCAGUAGCAGCAGCACCAGCACAGAGAGCAGCUCGGAGGAUGAACCACCAAAGAAGAAGAAAAAGAAAUAGAAUUGCUCCAUGCCUAUUGGACUGCCGGACUGAGAACGUUAAUGCGAUUCUUGAAAGGGAACUUAGAGUAGGUUAAGGCCGAAUAGGAUGCCCAGUCAGCAUUUCUAGAGUUGAGAGUUUCUAAAUGUUUUACACAUCAUAAGAGCAUAAAGAGUAUUAAUUAUGGAUUAUAUAUAUAAAAGACUUUUAUUUUAAGGGUAAAUCUUGUUUUUCUUUUUAAUCUUUAAUAUAUAUAUAUCUCUAAAAAUGAAAGCUGAAUCCAGUAAAUCUGUUUUUGUGAUGAAACUUUCCUUUUCUCCCUGUGAAAUAAAUGCUGUGCUUUGUUAUAUGUUAGCGCUGUGCGUCAGACAUGUUUUCAGGGUGAUGCACUCAGGACCUGGCAGUGAAUUUCUAAUGCUUUUGGCUGUAUGUUACUAUGUAAGAUUUAACACCUUGUUACUAUAAACUUGGAAGUUUUCCUCUUAAUAAAUGUGCUCUGUUUUUAUGUUUAUGUUCAUAAAGUUAUUCUGACUCCUUAUCUUAAACGAAAAGCUCAAGGAACCCAUUAAUAUAUUUAUGCCUUUUCAGCA
Suricata suricatta (meerkat) is the source of this 1147-nucleotide messenger RNA. It is a transcript of the gene ZCCHC10, whose product is annotated as zinc finger CCHC-type containing 10. Gene Ontology annotation, molecular function: nucleic acid binding; zinc ion binding. The record is from RefSeq and is a predicted model, not a curated record. Lineage: Eukaryota; Metazoa; Chordata; Mammalia; Carnivora; Herpestidae. The transcript has 4 exons. The coding region runs from base 63 to 578 and encodes 171 amino acids.